Saprolegnia diclina VS20 is the source of this 2137-nucleotide messenger RNA. RefSeq lists its product as hypothetical. Gene Ontology annotation, molecular function: protein binding. The coding region runs from base 27 to 2057 and encodes 676 amino acids. Lineage: Eukaryota; Oomycota; Saprolegniomycetes; Saprolegniales; Saprolegniaceae. The transcript is spliced from 2 exons. The record is from RefSeq and is a predicted model, not a curated record.
CGCUUGGCAGCGACAAGAGAAGACGCAUGAUCGCGACCUUCGAGAGCACCGUGCUCGCGCAGCCCGAGAUUGCGGGCGUUGUCUUUAGCUACCAGUUUGGCGUGUACGAAGACGUGCGCCCGGCUUUUGCCGCCUGUCGCGAGCUCACACAGCACGACGGACCCACGUACUAUUGCGACGCGUCCUUCCGCGGGACGUUCGCUCCCAGUACGGCGUGGGCCAAUGGCAAGCACGAUGAUAUCAAGGCCGCCGACUACGCUCUGGACGACGACGCAUGCGACGCGCGCCUGCCGCUGCACGUAGCGAUCGUCCAUGGCUUUGCGCACGUGGCCACGCGCAUCAUACGGUGCCGGCCCGACCUCGCGUCGGACGAUGUAUUCUUCUUGGCCUUUUGCAACGAUCACAUCGAGAUUGCCGAGCUUCUCUUAGACCAGCGACCGAGGAUCGCGGAGCUGCGUCGACGCGUCCACCCUGCUGCGGAUGGCUCGGUGUCGCCCGCCUCGCCCUUGGUAGCUAAAGCAGUGGCGACCAUGCUCGUCAGAGACGGCGCAAAGGGCCUCGCCUUGCUCGAGCGUUUUGGCCUGCGGCCCGACGACCUUCCCCAACGCGAUGACAAGCGGGACGCGCUCGUGGGGUCGACGCUGGAGAAUGCCACCAUCGCGCUCGACCUUUUCCCGUGGCUUUACUACCCAGGUCUCUUGGAAUCUUUUGCGGCUCGCGGCUUCUUGCCUCUGGUACAGUCGCUCCACCAACGCGGUGCCGCGUGCACGGUCGACGCCAUGCGCUUUGCCGUCGUCGAAGGCCAUCUCGACGUCGUCAAGUUUGUUGCUAACAUCCUCCCAGAGGACCGCACGACCGAGGUGCUUGAUGACGCCAUCUUGGGUGGCCACCUUGAUGUCGUUCGCUUCCUCUUCGAGCACCAAGCUGGAAGCGCUUUGCCGUACCAUCUGGAUAUGGCGGUCGUCAGCAACGGCCGCCUCGACGUCAUCCAGUACCUUCAUGGCCUUGGCACGUUUGAUUGCACCGCUCACACCGUCGAUGCCGCCGUAAGCCAUGGCAAUCUUCCGGUGGUCCAGUUUCUCCUAGCCAACCGAUGCGAAGGCUGCACGCGCGACGACGUCGUUCAGGCAGCGCUGCAGAACGGGCAUUUGGACAUGGCCGAGUACCUCCUCUCGCUCGGCUACCCGUUCCCGACCUCAACGACAUUGGUGGACGAAGGUUGCUUUGGCAAGCUCGAAAUGCUUGGCGUCCUGAAGCUCCUUGUCGACCAUGGCGCCCCCUGGAACGACGACUGGAUGGUUCACGCGUGCACUGCGAACAACGUACCGCUCGUCAAGCUUCUUCACCCGCGCAUGUCCACGUGCUCUCGCAUUGACGUGCUCCUUCUUGCAAUGGAGGCACACGCGUGGGACGUCGCGCACUACCUCUUGGCCAACUGUCUCGAAGACCUCUCGAUCGAGGCGCUGGAGGCAGCCUUGCGCUUUGGGCGAAUUGAUGUCGCCUCUGUCAUCUUGGAGCGACAGCCAGAGCUUCGUCACCACAACGAGCUGCUUCAGUCGGCAGUGGAGAGCCGCAACACGGAGGUGACGCGCUACCUCCUUGCAGCCAGCAUUGGCCGACCUCGCGACUGCCUCCUCGAGAUUGCGGGUCGGCCAGCACACGUGACGGACAGCAAACUCUUACUGCCGUUCUGCAUGGACGCUGUCGACCAUCUCGACAACGUCCUCUACCUCUUGCAGCUCGUCGAGUUGCCCGACCGCCGCCGUGCGACGAUGCUCCAGCUUAUCACGGCCGAGCUGACGUUCCAAGGCAAAAAAGCCAACCAAACGAUCCCGCUUGCACCAAGCGUGGCGGUGCGGGCCACGGCGCUACUGGAGGCUGGCGACGUUGUCGACUGGGCACAGGCCCUCGUCAUUAGCCACCAUUGCCAUCAUGGAGCGAUCGCAUUGGUCCGCGACGCCGAGCUCCAGGCGCAGCUCACGCACCUGCUGCUCUCCAAGAAGCGCAAGCGCUCGACGUCUACUUCCGACGAAAGCACGGCGACGUUGCAACCUUGAUCCGUGUGUUGAUUCACAUUCUAGUGUUAGUGCCCCAUCAAUGUUGUCAAUUUCAUAUUAAUACAUCCACUGAUUAGUCU